AUGGAGACCGUUCGAAACAUCCAGAAUCCGAUACCGCCAGUAAUGCUUCAACCAUCAAAAUGGCUCUCGCUCUAUGAAGACUUCGUGACUAAAAACUCCAGCUCGGUUGGGCAGGUUGAGUCGGCCUUGAGGUCCUUGACAUAUAUCAUUCCUGGGAGAUAUCGUGAAUCGGAAAUACCUUCAGAAUGCGUGCAUUCGGGAGUACAACUGCUUUCGUUAUACCAUGAUUCCCUUGUCUCUCGAGUAAUCUCCCAGCUGCCUUCAACAGUGCCCCGGCCACCGCCAACUCCUCAUGCCCGAUAUACUAAGUAUUGGACCGGACGCUCUCCGCUGUAUCGUCGAGUAGCCCUUGCGCUCCAGAUGCUUCAAUAUACAGAACUCCUUUGGGAAAUGACAGCUCGCAAACGUGGACAAAAGACUCGAUGGCGUGUGGUUGUGUUUCUUGAAUUUGCUAAGGCAGUCUGUCGUCUUCUGCUUCUUCGAUUGACAAACUCGCGGCCCUUGGUCAGCCCUCCAUUGCCAGAGCGCGAGGUUGAUCCUAGGACCACAGAGGAGGAAGAUGACCAGACCGACUGGAAUGGCAUGCAGACCCCAGUCAGCGAGCGAUCAUCGGAUCUGACCUGGACGAUGCCCCGCACGGGCCUGUCUCUCCCGUCUCUUCCAGACGUGAAUGACGUUUCAAAUUAUCUCAUUUCCAAAGUUCUCACGGCAGAUGAUAUCAAGCCUCCGAAGACCUUGCUGCACCGAGUCACUGGACAAGGACAGUUGGCGGAGGUCUUGUAUAUCCUGCGGCCCGUUGUCUACGCGUUGGCUAUGCAGAGAUGGAGCGGGGACAAACGCAGCUGGCGGCCUUGGUUGAUCGGGUUUGGAAUGGAGUAUGGCUGCCGACAGCUUGCAAAGCGUGACUUCCGUGAGCGAGUUGCUGGUGGCCUUCGGGGACUCACUGGGCUCGAACGUGAGGAACUGAGGAAGCGUGGUUGGUCAAUGGGCUGGUGGCUGAUGCGUGGCGCGUUUUAUGAGAACAUCACCAAAUCCUGGCUUCACAGCAUCACUGGCAAGAUGAAAGGCAAGCCCCUUCUGGACUUGGUGGGCAGCGUGGUGGAGGACUACGAAUACUUGUGGGACAACUAUUACUUUUCAACGGCCACCUUGUGA
Molecule: messenger RNA, 1155 nt
Organism: Penicillium macrosclerotiorum
Lineage: Eukaryota; Fungi; Ascomycota; Eurotiomycetes; Eurotiales; Aspergillaceae
Product: peroxisomal membrane protein PEX16
Exons: 4
Coding region: 1-1155 (384 amino acids)
Biological process (GO): peroxisome organization
Cellular component (GO): peroxisomal membrane
Source: RefSeq, a predicted model, not a curated record